CAUUCUCAUCUGCUGGAGAGAUGUGCAUGGCAGCAGCCGUGUGUGCUGGGGAAUGUGCUUGUUUGUUCAGGCAUGGUGUACAGUAGGCACAAGCAGCACACAGUAGGUGUGGUUCCAGUGCUGGGUGCUGGGUUCAGCACCCUCCUGCUUGUUUACAACAAGGCUCUGAGCUCUGAGAACUGGCUGGGCUGGACGUUCCUAUAUGCCUGCCUACUGAGGCUCUGCCAACUGUGGAGCCUGGCUGAGGGGUGCUGCUGUAGGCAGGGAGGCCAUCCAAGGCUGGUCUGGACCAGGCUGUCCAAGGCUGUGACUGCAUGGGUUGGGGGCCCAUGUCUGCCUGAGUGGGUCUGUCUGUAUGGUUCUCCCUGAGUUCCUGUUCCUGGGACUCUGUUGUCUGAGCCUGUGUCCUCAUAUGUGUCUGAGUUCUGGUCUGUGUCUGCAUCUGUGUCUGUGCACAUCCAUGUCAUGUGUCCUGGCCUGUGUGUGGGUCUGUUGGGUCUGUGGGUCCAUCUCUUUAUGUGUGCCCUGAUCUCAUGUCUGUUUCCAUGAGGUAUGGGGCCCAGGUGGCCCUGGGCAGCAUUCCUCCUUCCCUAGACCCCUCCUCCAGCCUGCGCAGCCCCUCCUGCUCUGGAGCAGCAGCCUCCUCCCCCUCCCCCCCCCCAGCUGCCGCACUUGCUGCACUCGCCACUGCGUCUAGUCUGGCGUCUGCUGAGAAGCAGCAGCUACGCUGCAGCCCCAUCCAGACCCUGCGCUGAGACAAGGAGCGAGCCGCCUAGCCCCACUCUGCUUCAGCCUCUCCAUCCAUCUGCCCAGGGCUGGGGUCUCCUCAGUCUCUAUUCCCAAAGAAGUUGUGGAGAUAGGGCCUGAGGUGCUAGAGGUUCUAUACAGACUGAUUUUUCAGGGCAGCAGAAUGGAGUCGAUCUUUCCUGCCCCACUCUGGGAGGUCCUCUACAGCAGCCACCUUCAGGGCAACCUGUCCCUCCUGAGUUCCAACCACAGUGUGAUGCCCCCCCACCUGCUGCUCAAUGCCAGCCAUGGCUCUUUCCUGCCCCUUGGGCUCAAGGUCACCAUCGUGGGGCUUUACCUUGCCGUGUGCAUCGGGGGGCUGCUGGGGAAUUGCCUCGUCAUGUACGUCAUCCUCAGGCACACCAAGAUGAAGACAGCUACCAACAUAUACAUUUUUAACCUGGCUCUAGCAGACACCCUGGUCCUGCUGACCCUGCCCUUCCAGGGCACAGACAUCCUACUGGGCUUCUGGCCAUUUGGGAAUGCCCUGUGUAAGACAGUCAUUGCCAUUGACUACUACAACAUGUUCACCAGCACCUUCACCCUGACGGCCAUGAGUGUAGACCGCUACGUAGCCAUCUGCCACCCGAUCCGUGCCCUUGAUGUCCGGACGUCCAGCAAGGCUCAGGCUGUCAAUGUGGCCAUAUGGGCCCUGGCCUCUGUGGUUGGCGUUCCUGUUGCCAUCAUGGGCUCAGCACAGGUGGAGGAUGAAGAGAUCGAGUGUCUGGUGGAGAUCCCUGCCCCCCAGGACUACUGGGGCCCUGUGUUUGCUGUCUGCAUCUUUCUCUUCUCCUUCAUCAUUCCCGUGCUCAUCAUCUCUGUCUGCUAUAGCCUCAUGAUCCGACGGCUGCGUGGUGUUCGUCUGCUCUCGGGCUCCCGAGAGAAGGACCGGAAUCUGCGGCGAAUCACCCGGCUGGUGCUGGUGGUGGUGGCUGUAUUUGUGGGCUGCUGGACGCCUGUGCAGGUCUUUGUUCUGGUUCAAGGGCUGGGUGUCCAGCCAGGCAGUGAGACGGCUGUGGCCAUCCUGCGCUUCUGCACAGCCCUGGGCUAUGUCAACAGUUGUCUCAACCCCAUCCUCUAUGCCUUCCUGGAUGAGAACUUCAAGGCCUGCUUCCGCAAGUUCUGCUGUGCAUCAGCCUUGCAUCGGGAGAUGCAGGUAUCUGACCGAGUGCGGAGCAUCGCCAAGGAUGUGGCCCUGGCUUGCAAGACUUCUGAGACAGUGCCGCGGCCCGCAUGACUAGGCGUGGACCUGCCCAUGGUGCCCGUCAGCCCACAGAGCCCAUCCACGCCCAACACGGAGCUCACCCAGGUCACUGCUCUGUAGGCUGACCCAAGCGUCUGGAGCUGUAGAUGGCUUUUCUCUUUGGCCCAUGAUGCUCAGUCCCAGAGGGGGACCUGAAUGACGUCAUGGGGCAGUGGACUGUGGCUGCCUCUCCCGCUGCGGCCUCUAUAAGACUAAACUGCACUCCUGGUGCGGGGCCAGAGGGAUGCAAGGACACUGCCUGCAAGUGUCCACUGCUCUGUGGACACCUUUGAGAGGAGCUGCUGCUCAGCAGCCGUGCUCCUGUGACUCGUCCUCCACCUCUCCCAGGCCGAGUCAGCGGAGCCUUGAUACUGCAGGUGGGCUCAUGCCCAGGUGUAGCCGCGGCUCUGUAGUCACCUGCACCCCACAUGCUGUGUGCUAUUUGUGUGGCAGGGCUCUGACUGCCUCUGACCUUGCAGUGUCUACCCAGGGCCACUGGACUGUCUUGGUGUUGCCCAGGAAUGUAGUGGGCAGCAUUUCUCUGUGGAGGGACUGGCCCUGAGCCCAGAGCUCCCACCUGGAACCCUUUCUGACUCCAUCUGAGCAGCCAGGGCUGCCCUAGGAGGGUAUACAGCAAGCUGUCAGCCUUGGCUGGAGGCUUCGUGUGGGUCCUGGCCCAGUCCCUUUCUCAAUGUUCUUGUGCUACAGUGUACAGCCUGUGGAUUGGACCUGCCUCAGUGCUGCCGCUCUCUGCUCUUCCCGAUGGUGGCCCUGCCCUGGGCCUGACUCCCACUUCCCUUUCUGAGGCGAACGGGAGGCCUGACCCCAGCAGUUUUUCAGGGGCUCUUGCCCUCCAGAAGCCUGAUGUGCACUGUUGUGCCCAGACUGUGCAGCCAGUGCUCCUCUGCAGGUGUGGGAGGUGGCUCAGGGAGAGGUGCUGCAGGACACCAUCGGUGGCUCUAUGGCUUGCAAAGCAUGGGCCCUGUGUGUUUAGUCAGAACAGCAUGCUCAGCCCGGAGGGCCCUACCACCUUCUGGGGGGUUCUCCCACAGUCUCCUUUGCUUGAAGUUGGGUCAGUGGCUGUGCAGAUGGAAGGGGCCUGAGGCCUGGGGAGGUAUGGCUGGGCUGGGUUUUGCUUUGCAUACCCAGUGCUUACUGUUUAGUCACAGGCCUCAGAGUGUCUCUGGGUAAGGCCUGAGCCUGCUGUCAAAUGUGAGGUUGGCCUCACAGGCAGAGCUGCUGUGCAAGGUUUGCUUGGGCUAACCUGCAAGGGCUCUGAGCUUUGGGGACUCUGUCCCUUGGGGAAACCCUGCUGUGAUCACCCAGAGAAUCAGGCAGCUUUGCGAACACUCUUCCUGCAGGUGAAUUUUUGAAAUACCUGCAACAUUGAAAAGAGUCUCUUCUUCCCCAGACCUUGGUCAGUCUUGGGCUGGUUCUUCCUGUCCUGGGGAGCCUUGGCUGCAGGGCUGUUCCUGGGGAGACCCGGGCACACUCUGUGAGGCAUUUGGCAGGAGCCACCUGGCUAUAGUGCUUUCUUGCCACGGCUGAGAACUUUGACUCUGUGCUGUUGCAAUGCCACCUGUGACAUUACCUGUGUAUUUAUGCCUGUGACCAGUGUCAUUCCUUGUGUGUGUAGCCAGCCCUGAACCUGUGUCCUGUUUCAGAAUCUUCCACCAGGGGGUGCUGUGGUCCAUGGCAGACCAAGGCCUUGAGGCCCUGUGGUCAGGAGGGUCAUGAAGGAGGCCAGAUAAACACCUGCUCUCUGGCUGGAUGCCCUCCUUAGACAGGUGUUUCUGACUCCAUCCACAUGGGGACUGGGGUCGGGCUUAGCACAUGAGCGGGAGAGGGCUGUGGGGCUGGUGAGUCCUCUGGCCUCUGUGAAGCUGACAGGUCAGCCCUGUCCCUAGGAAGUUGACCUGGUGAGAGGAAACUAGUUCCUGACGUGUUCCAGGGCUUCCCUUUGAUACAAAUAGUGCACCUGGCACCCUGGGCUAUGGUGGAUGCCCCUCCUCCCAGGGCUGCAGGAGUCUCUUCACCCCAUUUUAUGUGCAGACCCUCACUCUGCUCAGUUCCCCUCUGUGAGCAGAAACAUGCAGAGCAGCCUCGAGAGUGGCCCUGCACCCUGAACCAUAGACUCACUCUUGACUCCCGAGUUGACUGUCAGAGGGGACCCUGUCGGAGAGACUUGAUGGCACACUGGUGGGCUCAGGGUUUCCAGGGUGGGCAGGUGGGCUGAUACUAUUUUGUGCAAUUUUCAUGAUGGACAGCCUCGGGCUAUGUAGCAGGCACUUUGGAUGGGCAGCUUGUGCACCACAGUUGAGUUCUCAUAGUUCCAGAGGCUGAAAGCCCAUGGACAGGGUGCUGGACCCAUCAGGUUCCAGUAAGAGCUGACCUCCUCAUUGUGACAUGACGGAAACAGGUCUCCAGAGCUUGGCUGUCCCAUUAAUAAGGAACUAGCAGCGCCACAGGGUUCCACUUUCACAGCCUGCUCAUCUCCCAAAGAUUCACCUCCUGACACCAACAAGUUUAGGACUAUAGCAUACGAAUUUGGGAGUUAGAGUUCUGACACAUUGCUGUUCAACAGAGGUCCAGCAUCAAGGGAAAUGUGGGAAGAAUAGGCCCUGCCAAGGGACAGUGUUUUAAUGCCCAGGAGAUGGUGUGGUCCUGCUGGAGGGGCUCCUGUGAGGGGUCCUGGGCUGCUGACCCACCCUUCUGGUGGGGCAUAAGUCCUGGGCAAGCACCCACCGGGAUCUGCCAGGAGCCUGGCUAGCAGGGUGAGGCCAGAGGGGGAAGGCUGAGGCUCCAUGGCUCUCUAGGAUUGUGCCCUUCCCAAGGUCCACCCAGCCCCACAGCACCCCUGCCUGCACCUUUAUCCUGUUCCUGGAUGGGGACAAAUCCAGCUUCCAUGAGCCUUGGUUUUUUCUUUUGUGCAAAGGGAAACAUAGAACCAUCCUGGUGGGGCUGUGGGUAGGGCUGUAUGUGGGGCUCAGUCAGGAAAGCCUGGGCACAAGAGUUGUUUCAGACUCUUCCACCAGGGGGUGCUGUGGUCACAUGGCCGACCAAGGCAAGGCCUUGAGGCCCUGAGGUCAUGAGGGUAGUGAGAUUUGGGCACUUUCCCCCGGGUGAGGCUCUCCCUGGGACCAAGAGCCGGAAUGUGGGGAUUUGGAGGAGUGAGCUGUUCAGGGUGGCCCCCUACCCAAUAGUAGGAGUCUCUGGUGGGAGGAAUAGGGCUGGCUUGGGCAGGACCCUGAUAAGUCUGUCUUUGGUAUCACUGGGCCCUGGCUGUGUCUAUCUCUUGGUCCCCAUGGUGCUCCCAAGGAGCUGAGGAGGGAAGGGGAGGCAGCUCCCUUUGUUGGGCUGUGGAUGGGGGCAGGAGCCAUAAACAAAAUGUGAUGGGGCCUGUUCUUCUUCGUGGCCCUCCCCAAGCCUGGCAGCUCUCCAGGGCGCCUGCCUCCUGCUCUUCGCACCCACUCACCCUCUCCUCCAGGCUCAUUAUUCAGUGCUGUGCUCCUGGUUCUGCUGCCACAGCAAGACGCAGCCUCCGCCUGGGUCCUGAGGAGUUCCGGGCCUAGGAACAGCGUGCUUCAAGUGGUAAUUAGGCUGUUGGCGAGGUGUGACAGCCCAGGCACAGCGCGUUCUCUCUGUGGAGAGGUGGGUGUGGAUGGUGGUUAAGAAGCACCCUCAGCCCCUCAGGGUGAGGGGCUGGAGCUGCUUAGGCUGAGAGCAGUGACUCUUCACUAGGCCUCAGUUGCCCCACGGGUGGCUGGGAGCCGAGGAAGUUGGCAUCUCUGUCUCCAUCGGUGUCUGUUCCCAAGGUGGUGCCGCUGCCCCGCUGUGCACGUGGGCAUGUCCAUCAUUUAAGGAGUGUUCAUCUGAACACUGUAACAUGAGGUUUCUUAAUCUUAACCUUACCCUAGCCAUCUUGUCCCCCUUCAAGACUGAGGCAAGAGGUGCAGCAUUCUGCUUCAGACCCAGGAAGUCUUUAGUGCUGUCCUAACUCUUCCAGGCACUAACGGAGGAAGGCAUGGCACCCCAAAUGGGACACCCCCACCCUGAGCAGGAGCGAUUGUCUCGUGGGAGCUGAUGGCUCCCGCACAGGACCACAGGUCUGAUAGACUCACAUCCUGAGCAGCAAGCGGAAAUUGAUCAGGACUUCUCUGGAGCCCUCUUGCCAAACCAGAACUGAAAUCACUGUGGGCCAGACCACAGCCUGUCCAGGCCUCUUGCCCUGGCCCCAGCUCUUCCUCCCUUUAAAUCUAAAGCUUCUGUCAGCAUCUGUUAGACAGACUUGGGAUGCUGGACCUCACUUUGCCUUCCCAAUGUGGCCACAGUGAUUAAAAUCUCCUGCUUUUCACCAUGA
This is a messenger RNA of Ictidomys tridecemlineatus (thirteen-lined ground squirrel), 6389 nucleotides long. RefSeq names its product opioid related nociceptin receptor 1 (gene Oprl1). Gene Ontology annotation, biological process: sensory perception of pain; neuropeptide signaling pathway. Lineage: Eukaryota; Metazoa; Chordata; Mammalia; Rodentia; Sciuridae. The record is from RefSeq and is a predicted model, not a curated record. Gene Ontology annotation, cellular component: neuron projection; plasma membrane. Gene Ontology annotation, molecular function: neuropeptide binding; nociceptin receptor activity.